Messenger RNA from Salvelinus namaycush (lake trout), 3467 nucleotides. Its product is annotated as bone morphogenetic protein receptor type-1B-like. The record is from RefSeq and is a predicted model, not a curated record. The coding region runs from base 180 to 1793 and encodes 537 amino acids. Gene Ontology annotation, cellular component: plasma membrane; signaling receptor complex. The transcript is spliced from 11 exons. Lineage: Eukaryota; Metazoa; Chordata; Actinopteri; Salmoniformes; Salmonidae. Gene Ontology annotation, biological process: dorsal/ventral pattern formation; BMP signaling pathway; protein phosphorylation. Gene Ontology annotation, molecular function: transforming growth factor beta receptor activity, type I; SMAD binding; ATP binding.
AGCGCUGGAGGCUGCAGGGUGGCAGUGUGUUGUGGGGAGUUCCUGAGAUCGCAGAAGAGACAGAGGGGGACUGGCACUCACUCACGUAGAGUCACAAACACAUCCUCUCUGCGUAGUGGUGGGCUGUGUUGCCAGCUAGUGUCUCAGGGAUUGUGCGUGCGGUGGUACAGAACAGUAGGAUGGUGGCUGUGUGGUUGCCGUCGGGAUGGGCCUGGAGGACUGUACUGCUGGUGACUGGACUGGCUUCACUGAGCCCCGGGACUGAUGCCAAUGUGUUGGAUACCAUAGUGCUACUGAGGAACCCUGUAAGAGACAGGUCAGACAGCAGGAAGGAGGAGGGUGGGAGUACAGCCCCGGCUCCAGCACAGAGGCUCCUCUGGUGUCACUGUUACCCUCACUGUUCUGAAGACUCCAACAAUACCUGCAGGACUGAUGGUUGUUGCUUCACCAUGGUGGAGGAAGAAGAGGGAAGUCUCCCUGUGCUGACCUCUGGAUGUCUGGGGCUGGUAGGCUUAGAGUUCCAGUGCAGGGACAACGGAGGUCCCCAUCGGAGGAGGGCUGUGGAGUGCUGUACAGACCAGGACUACUGCAAUACAGACCUGCAUCCUACUUUACCACCACUGACGACCCCUGAUUACGUGGACAGCAGUAUCCACCCCAUUGCUCUCUUCAUCUCUGUCACAGUGUGCUGCAUCAUCCUGGUACUCAUCAUCAUCUUCUGUUACUUCAGGUAUAAGCGUCAGGAGUCGCGACCUCGCUACAGUAUUGGUCUGGAGCAGGAUGAGACUUAUAUCCCUCCUGGAGAAUCUCUGAAGGACCUGAUAGAACAGUCCCAGAGCUCUGGAUCAGGAUCAGGACUCCCCCUGCUGGUGCAGCGCACCAUAGCCAAGCAGAUUCAGAUGGUGAAGCAGAUAGGUAAGGGCCGCUACGGAGAGGUGUGGAUGGGUCGCUGGAGAGGAGAGAGAGUAGCUGUCAAAGUGUUCUUCACCACAGAGGAGGCCAGCUGGUUCCGAGAGACAGAGAUCUACCAAACUGUCCUCAUGAGACACGAGAACAUACUGGGCUUCAUAGCAGCGGACAUAAAGGGAACAGGCUCAUGGACCCAGCUCUACCUGAUCACAGACUACCAUGAGAGUGGAUCUCUGUACGACUACCUCAAGUCCACCACCCUGGACAUCAAGGCCAUGCUGCGGCUGGCCUACUCCUCAGUGUCAGGCCUCUGCCACCUCCACACAGAGAUCUUUGGCACCCAGGGCAAGCCAGCCAUCGCCCACAGAGACCUGAAGAGCAAGAACAUCCUGGUGAAGAAGAAUGGAGCCUGCUGCAUCGCUGACCUGGGCCUGGCCGUCAAAUUCAUCAGUGACACCAACGAGGUGGACAUCCCUCCCAACACCAGGGUGGGCACUAAGCGCUACAUGCCCCCAGAGGUCCUGGACGAGAGUCUGAACCGGAACCACUUCCAGUCCUACAUCAUGGCCGACAUGUACAGCUUCGGCCUCAUCCUCUGGGAGAUCGCCCGGCGCUGCGUCUCUGGAGGCAUCGUAGAGGAGUACCAGCUGCCCUACCAUGACCUGGUGUCCUCUGACCCCUCCUACGAGGACAUGAGGGAGGUUGUGUGCAUCAAGAGACAGAGGCCCUCAUUCGCCAACCGCUGGAACAGUGAUGAGUGUCUCAGACAGAUGGGGAAGCUGAUGACGGAGUGCUGGGCCCACAACCCAGCCUCUCGCCUCACAGCUCUGAGAGUGAAGAAGACCCUGGCCAAAAUGUCUGAGACUCAGGAUAUCAAACUGUGACACGCUGCUACUGCCACAUAGAGACACUCAACACCUAGAGACAUGUCCAUGGCCUAGUGCCACUCUGCCAGGACCACAGGAGGAGGGCAAGGCGCGUGGGAGAGAGAUGGUCAGGGUCUGCUCUCUUUUUGCCCAUGCCACUGCCACCUCUGGGAUAGAGAGUGUCCCAGUGGGCAGGGUCUGGUCUGGUGUUGCUUUCUGUGAAAGCUGAUUGGCGCUCUAAAUGAGGGGGGAACACAAGGACAGACAGUGCCCUAUGCAGGAGAGGAGGAGUCACUCUCUCCCUCACAGUAGAGGGUUAGGAGGGUGGGGGUCCUGCUCUGUCCAUCUAAAGCCAUAUAACAGUGUUUGUUUUUGUGGUAACACUUUAUUUUAACUAGCCACCAUCAAUCCCCUUCAAACCAAUGUCAGAAUGUUCAUGAAACUUUGACAUGUUUACAACAUUUAUGUAGGGUUAUGAGGCGAGUUCAAAUAAAGUGUUGCCGUUGUUGCCAAUUGUGCUAUUUAUUAGUCUUUUUUUACAACUGUAGAGAAAUCUCUACAUACUGUUGGAAGUGAAGUAUAUAUCUCUUGCAGCAGUACUGCUUUAGAAACCCAUGCAUUUGUUUCUUCUAUUCACACAGGAAAAAAAACAGCUGUGGGCCUUUUGACUAUCCAAGGGAGCCAUUCUUAGUCCCCUGAAAUGUCUAUGUACUGUAUCAACAACUAACUAUAGGAGAAAGUGAUGCAUCAUGGUUAAUAAGCUUGGGAGUGAUGUUACUCAGGCUAGCUGAUGGUUAAAAAGCUUGGGAGUGAUGUUACUCAGGCUAGCUGAUGGUUAAUAAGCUUGGCAGUGAUGUUACUCAGGCUAGCUGAUGGUUAAUAAGCUUGGGAGUGAUGUUACUCAGGCUAGCUGAUGGUUAAUAAGCUUGGCAGUGAUGUUACUCAGGCUAGCUGAUGGUUAAUAAGCUUGGGAGUGAUGUUACUCAGGCUAGCUGAUGGUUAAUAAGCUUGGCAGUGAUGUUACUCAGGCUAGCUGAUGGUUAAUAAGCUUGGCAGUGAUGUUACUCAGGCUAGCUGAUGGUUAAUAAGCUUGGGAGUGAUGUUACUCAGGCUAGCUGAUGGUUAAUAAGCUUGGCAGUGAUGUUACUCAGGCUAGCUGAUGGUUAAUAAGCUUGGGAGUGAUGUUACUCAGGCUAGCUGAUGGUUAAUAAGCUUGGCAGUGAUGUUACUCAGGCUAGCUGAUGGUUAAUAAGCUUGGCAGUGAUUUUACUCAGGCUAGCUGAUGGUUAAUAAGCUUGGCAGUGAUGUUACUCAGGCUAGCUGAGUCAUGCCAAUAAGAUGGUCUCCCCCAUGGUUGUCUUGUUACUGUAAUAUGAAGAAAAAUAAUCUCCCCUCACAGUAUUGAAUUGUUAAUAAUAUUGAAAUGUAUCGAUACUGAUGGACUUAAUCAUGUUAAAUGUAAGUUUUGGUUGUUUGCCUUUGGCUUGUGUACAUAAUAACUCCCUGACCGUCCACUCCACCACUAUGGCUUGUGUACAGAAUAACUCCCUGACCAUCCACUCCACCACUAUGGCUUGUGUACAGAAUAACUCCCUGACCGUCCACUCCACCACUAUGGCGUGUGCCUUAUUUAAGCUGUACAUAUGUGUAUAAGAGAGUGUGUGGACCAGGAGAACAUUCCCUAAUAAAAUG